CCAUUCAACUAUCCACGUCGUUCAAGAUGCAUCCUGCUGUCUUACUCUCCAGAAGCCUCCUUAAUCGCAGAAACACCUCAAAACAUGUAUGCCCGAAAGAGGACGAGAGCGGUCCAGCCAUCGUUCCCUUCAUUGGCAACCUUACCUACCACCAAUUCGCAAUGAUACUCUCUGGAACUUGCGCCGCCUUCAGUGCCCUUGUCGUUGCACUCAUUAUUGCAAUGCAUGCACACAACUACUCGAAUCCCGUCCAACAACGGCAAAUUAUUCGGAUCAUGCUUCUGGUACCAUGGGUGGCUUUAUUCUCCUUCCUGAUAGUAUGGCGGGAAGAUGCGGGAGAUUAUCUGACCGAAUCGCUUGACUUUGGAUGUUCAAUUGCACUUGCAUCCUUCUUACUGUUGAUGUGCGACUUUGUUUUGUCGCAUCGUGGUGGUUUCGAUGACCUCUUUGGGCAAGGGGCGUGGUCCAAGUCCAACGGCGCAGACAAGAGCGGUACAAGCCCAUUGUGGCUGAAACGAAUGUGGUACGGCGUCCUCCAGUACAUACCGACAUCCAUUAUUCUCUGGAUCGCAGCAGUGAUCUCGCUUGCUGUCGGUUCGUUCUGCAGACAGUCCAACAGCGUGCACUUCGCCAACAUCUGGAUCACUGUCAUAAAAGGCAUCAUCAGUACCAUGGCCAUUGUCAACACACUCAAGUUCUAUAAACAGAACAAAGCGAAGCUUCAUAAGCACCAAAUCCUAAUGAAGCUUUUCACAAUCCAUGGUAUCGUUACUCUAAACUUUCUACAAACCUUCAUCAUCUCCAUCCUCGUCGGGAAUAAAAGUCUCAAACCCUCCAAAUACCUCACUUACCACGACGUCAACACCAGUCUCUCCUCGCUUAUCCUGGCCUGCGAAAUGCCACUCUUCGCUUGUCUCCUACUUUUCGUUUUCUCGCCACAACAGUAUACGAUGCGGUCCCCUGCUGCUGGGUCGCUAUCUGCCAUCGUCGAUGCUUUCAACAUUACCGAUCUGCUGUCGGCAUUCGUGAGAGGUCCAAUGCGGCUUGUCAAGUCGCAACAGAAACAGAUCGCGAGGCAGGACAGUAUGACGUUGGGGACUGGGGCGAGGCCUGAGGCAUCUGGGUAUGAGGAAAUUAGAGUUUGA
This is a messenger RNA of Cucurbitaria berberidis CBS 394.84, 1145 nucleotides long. RefSeq lists its product as uncharacterized. Gene Ontology annotation, biological process: transport. The coding region runs from base 27 to 1145 and encodes 372 amino acids. The record is from RefSeq and is a predicted model, not a curated record. Gene Ontology annotation, molecular function: transporter activity. NCBI's taxonomy places the organism in Eukaryota, Fungi, Ascomycota, Dothideomycetes, Pleosporales, Cucurbitariaceae. The transcript has 3 exons.